Molecule: messenger RNA, 1903 nt
Organism: Dimorphilus gyrociliatus
Lineage: Eukaryota; Metazoa; Annelida; Polychaeta; Dinophilidae
Source: the annotation of a GenBank genome assembly
AGUUCGCGCCGAUAAAGCUUUAUCGAAAUACAGAACGGUCGUUUGGUAUCUUGUGAUUUUUAUUUUUGGAUUAUAUUCUCAAUCGUCUCAUUUUAAUACAUUUGUUGAAGAGGCGUGGUUUUAAGACGCAACACACUCCAACAAGUGCAGAAAUCGGCCAUAUUUUAGCAAAGCAUCUGCAAAAACAUUUGAUUACUGGGAAAAGAUUACAGAUUUAUUCUGGGCGUUGAACCGCCUAGAAUGAACUAAAAAAGAAAACAAUGGCUUGGUUGGAAUUUGUUCUCAUUACUCUAUUUUUUCAUGCUGCUAUCUCAUCGGAUAUUACUUGCGAUUGUAAUUCGACAUUUUCAACAAAGACAGUUAAAUCUUACCUAAGUAUUAAGUCAAAUCAUGUUAAUGUGGAAUUAAAUUUAACAUGCUCGUCUUGUAAAUCCAAAUUUGAAUUGAGGAUAGACGAUGGAUCUAUUGCUGAGAUCAGCGGGAAUAAGACACUCUAUGCUUGGAGUGAUGAUGAGAUAUGUUUUAGUGGGAAUAUCAGUUUGAAUUUACUAAAGGUAGGAAAAACAUACAUGGAAAUUUUAGAUCGAGAAAAGUUUUGUCGAAUGAAAGUAACAAAAUUAGAAAUAUUUGUUUUAAAAGAAAAGGGUACUCUAAGCAUGGUAUUUAUCAUUAUCCUAGCAGUCCUUCUUGUCCUCUCAAACAUCGGAUUAGGACUGAAAAUCCAAGUAAAAUUGUUACUCAAACUACUCAAAAAGCCGACAGCUCCACUCAUUGGUAUAAUCUGGCAAUUUUUUGUGAUGGCUCCCUUAAGUUUCGCUAUAGCGAAGGGACUGCAACUGGACUCUGUACUAGCCUUAGGCCUCUUGGCUAUAGGCUGUUCACCUUCUGGCGGUAGUGGGAACAUAUUUGCCAUCUUACUUGAUGCUGAUAUGGAGCUAGCGUUACUCAUGAAUUUGACGGGUCUGAUAGCCGCUCUGGCAACAUCUCCUCUUUGGAUUUGGUUGCUUAAACCUUUUCUAGAGACCUUUGAAACGGAACCGAUAACUAUUUCGGUUGAAAAUGUCUUUGCUUCCCUAGCCAUUGUUUUAUUUCCCGUUGCCAUCGCCAUGGCGAUCACUCUGUGGCAACCAAAAGUCGCCAAAUUCUUGCAGAAAGCACUCAAACCUUGCCUAAUCAUAGUUGGAACUACGUUUUUCGGAUUAGGUGUCGCGGUGUAUUAUUAUGUCAUUCCUUUCCUUCACUGGACUGUUUAUAUCGCAACAUUUCUUCUUCCUUUUAUCGGCUACGUAAGUUCCGGGUUUGCGGCUUACUUUCUUAAAAGUGGAAAAGAACGAGCAAUAACUGUCGGAUGCAUGGUUGGAUUCCAAAACGUAGGUUUAGCUAUGCUGAUGCUUCGUUUAUCUCUACCAGCCCCUGAUGAGGAUAUAGGUGGGGCUGUCCCCAUUGUAUAUAUGAUAAUGGGAGGAUCAUUGCCUACUUUAGCUAUUAUCAUUCGACAAACUCGUUUACAUUUAGAAAAGAGAAAGAAAAAAGGCGAGGAGGCAAAUGUCGAUCAAGAAUUAAGUGAAAAAUGUAAUGGAGAUGGACAUCUCGAAGCAGCUGAACCUCUUAACCAGCCGGAAAAAAUUGAAAAUGAAAAAACAGAGUUAUGAUCUUUUAAUUAUUUUUAGUCUGACACUGCCGGUGUGAUAUUACUUGAGCGGAGAAUGGGGAACGCUUUUUUUUUUCUUAUAUCGUUAUUUUGCAAGUUUUGCAAUUGAUUCUUUGUGCAUAGCUGGUUGUAGGAGUUUUUAUCCGACAUUGGACAUAAGUUAUAUUUUCUCCUUUUUAAGUCUAGAUAUAUCCAUGUACAUAUAUAAGUAUAUAUAUAUAUAUAUAUAUACAUAUAUGCAUAAAAACCAAA